AUACCCUUUACGCUUCUAUAUAUUUUCGAGUGUGAGAGGGAGCUGUGUGUAUCAAUGUGAUCUAGAGCUCUUUCCUUCUUCUUGCUCAUAUAAACGCUCAUAAGAGGAUAUAUUUUUUAAAACAUGUGUCCAAUAAAAUCUAAGGACGAGUAGUAGUGGGAAGUGGAAAAGCUUGGACCUUUGAGUCUUUUAAACAGUAUUUGGAGUACCAACAGGUUUUGCUAGAUUGAGAAAAGCUGAAAGAAAGAGAUGGGUUUGCUCACUCAGAGAAUAGAAAGGAGUGAGUUAGUAGAAGGUUAUCAUAUCUACACUUGGAGAACUUUGUUUGCAUAUUCUCAUCACGGAAUCUAUGUUGGUGACAGCAAAGUUGUCCAUUAUACGCAGCAAAAUAGUGUUUCAGGAGAACCAAUUCUCUCCUCUGCUCCCUUUAAAUGCUCGUCUGCUUCGAGUGCAAAUGUAGGGUUGGGUACAGAGGUGUCUACAACCUGUAGUAUACCUGAGUGUGUAUUUCAACAAAAGAGAAGUGGGGUUGUUCUCUCUUGCUUGAAUUGUUUCCUGGGUGGUGGACAACUGUAUCGCUUUGAAUAUGGAGUGAACACAUCAUUUCUCCUUACUAGAAUCCGUGGCGGCACAUGCACCACUGCACAAUCUGAUCCUCCAGAGGACGUGAUCCAUAGAGCCCUGUACUUGCUUCAAGAGGGUUUUGGAAGCUAUCAUGCCUUCAUGAAUAAUUGUGAAGAUUUUGCCUUGUACUGUAAAACAGGUCGUGUUGACCAAGAAGCUAUUGGAAGCAGCGGUCAAAUUGCGUCUGUUGUUGGUGCUCCUUUGGCGGCUAUUGUUUCAUUGCCCCUGAAGUUAUUCAUGUCAAAUCCAGCUGGCGCAGUCUUAACUGUUGGAAUCUAUAGUCUUAACAGGUAUGCAAACGACCUUGGUGUGAGCAGUAGAGUUACUGAGGUGAAAGUGGAGGAGCUGACUUCCUUCCGUAAUCGUAAAAGCUCGAAGAAAACCAUCAAUGAGAAUCAUUCCGUUACUGGAGAGGUCACUCUUAAUCAAACAGAUACAACCACCUGCUGAAAAGCGGCAAGGAUGUGUGGAACAAUAUCAGCAGCGGGACAGACUUCUCAUUUUGCAUGUGUUGUGGUAUUUUACUGUCUUCUUUUUUGCCCCCCCACCUAGCUAGAUGAAAACUUUUUUUAUUUGCUGAAUAACGACGUUAAGAUAUAUUGGGGGUGUGACUAAGUUUGGGAUUAGUCUUUAUAAAUAGCCGGACUAGUCUUUUGUCCUUCGUUUCCUUAUCUGUGUCCAGCCGGUGAUAUGUAUAUCUAACUUUGGCUGAAUCUAACUUCUACCUUAAUUUCCGUUGUUACCA
Messenger RNA from Lycium ferocissimum, 1369 nucleotides. RefSeq names its product protein LEAD-SENSITIVE 1-like. The transcript has 3 exons. NCBI's taxonomy places the organism in Eukaryota, Viridiplantae, Streptophyta, Magnoliopsida, Solanales, Solanaceae. The record is from RefSeq and is a predicted model, not a curated record. The coding region runs from base 250 to 1074 and encodes 274 amino acids.